GCGUCCAGGCCGCGAAAGGUGGCGAUGGCUCCCGCCGGAGACGCCGGAGACGCAGAGGUCUUGCGGGUAGCUGAAGAGGGCUGCCCUGCUCCCGAGUCCACCUCCACGACGGACCUUGCCCCCGCGGCUGACCACCUCCGCGCGCCCUCCGCGGCGCCCAGCUCCGCGGCCUCCGAGGGCGGCCCCCCCCCGGACCUCUGCGACGACGCACCGCCGCCGGCCGCGCCGGCGCCGGGCGUGCAGGCGCCGGGUGUGCAGACGCGCCCGACGACGCCGCCAGCGUCGAAGGAGCGCGGGGCGGCAGACCAGGUGCCCGCGUGCCUGGAGCGGCUCGUCAGCGGCGGCUCGUCCAGGCUGCUGAGCAUGCCGUGCAGCGACCUCGCAGAGGACGCCUUCGGCGGCUUCCUCGCCUCCGCCCUGAGCGAGCUGCGGCGGAGCGUCGUGGCCGAGCACGACCGCGCCGUGCAGGCGGCGCUCCUGCGCGGGUGCACCAGCCCGGCGGUGCGGCGGCAGAGCUCGGGCUCCUCGAUCGAGGAGGUCCCAGACGACGCCAGGAGGACUGCGGCGACGGCACAAAGUGCCCGCGCGGCCUCCCCCGACUGCCCCGCGCGCGAGCUGGCGAGGCCCCGCCGGCCCUCGUCGCUCCAGAGCCGCCGCUUCUCGGACCGGCAGGGCCACCUGGAGGUGGUCGUGCCCUCGGCGCCCGGGAGGCAGGCCCGCCAGCGCACCGCCUUGCACUCCGAGCUGGGCUACCGCCGCAGCUCGGGCGACCACCGCCCGCGCCGCGCGGCGAGCAGCAUAGCCCGGGGCGCGUGCAGCUCCGAGUCGCCGCGCCGGAGCCCGAGCCCGAGGACUGUCUCGCAGGAGCUGCCGUGGAAGCGGCGCACGGACAGCCACGGGGCUGGCAGGUCGCUGACGGGCCAGCCGGCGUCCCAAGCCAGGCCCGCGGCGGCGCAGGCUCGAGGGCACGAGCCCCCCGACGACCGCGCGGAGGGGAGUGCCCACGGCCGUUCGGGCGGCGGCCGCGGGGCUCGCGGGCGCCGCCGGCGCCGCACGCUCACCUCGAGCAGCGCCUGCAGCGGGGCCAGCGAGGGCAGCGUGGUGGGCUGCAGGCAGGACAGGCCGCCCCCCGAGGCGGCGGAGGGGCAGCAGGGGUGCCUCGCGGCCUCGGAGGGCCACGACGGCGAGUUCGAGCUGCUCCACGUCUGGGAGAGCGCGAAGAAGGACGGUGCCCUGAGAGGCGUCAGCUUCUGGCGCCGCUGCACCCUGGGCGCGGGGAGCUCACCGGGCCGGACCUCCGUGGAGUCGGAGGCGGAGCCGCGCGCGCCGAGCUUCCAGGGCCGCGACGGCGGGGCCUGGCACGCGGAGUGGUCGCCGUUGAGGUCGCGGUGGUGGGUCAUGCCGCCCAACUCCCGCAGACGCCUGGCCUGGGACGCCCUGUCCAUGCUCUGCAUCCUCUACGACCUGGUCAUGGCCCCCCUUGAGGUCCUGAACGAGCAGUACUCGGGCCCGUCGCCGAUGCACUGGGUCACCAUGCUGUUCUGGACUCUGGACAUCCCCGCUUCCUGCAUCUCGGGCUACACCCUGCCGAAUGGCACCGAAGUUCACAAGCUCCGGCUGAUCUGGAGGCGCUAUGCAACCUCCUGGCUGUUGCCGGAUGCGGCCAUGGUUGGUGCAGAUUGGAUGGAGGCCCUGCUGCACAACGCUCUGCCGAAAGGGUGGCGCGUGCUCCGCAUGAUCCGGCUGCUGCGGCUGCUGCGGCUGAGGAGGGUCCUGUCGCUCCUGAUCAUGCGCAUGCAGUCGGAGCGCGCGGCGCUGGUCUUCGGCAUCGCGCAGACGCUGCUGGCCAUCCUGUUCCUCGCCCACGGCAUGGGGUGCAUCUGGGCGGGGCUCGGCAGGUCCGAGGGUGCCCAGGGCUGGGUGGCCCACGCCGCCGACGGCGGCGAGCUGAGCGUCGAGCAGACCUACCUGCUGGCCAUGCACUGGGCCCUCACGAACUUCGCGGGCACCGUCAACCUCGGGCCCAGGUCGUGGAAGGAGCGGGUGUACGCCAUCGUCUCGCUCGUGUUCGGCUUCCUGGUGGCGUCCGCGUUCGUGUCCAUCAUCACGUCCAACAUGACGCGCCUCUCCAUCCGACGAACAGGAGGGCCGGGGAGUUCAAGGACCUGA
Molecule: messenger RNA, 2169 nt
Organism: Prorocentrum cordatum
Lineage: Eukaryota; Dinophyceae; Prorocentrales; Prorocentraceae
Source: the annotation of a GenBank genome assembly